UCCAGGGCGAGUAUGAGACGGGAGAGCGUUAGAUGCUUUAAAUGUGUUCUUGGGGCAGUAAGCUGUCACGGCCUCUGGCGAGGAAGAUUGAUCGCGUGCAGGCUUCCAGGGCUCUUUGUUUGGAAUAUAAGCAAUAAAGUGCUCGCGGCCUACUCACUCUCCGAGCAGAGCAGGACUACUGCACAUAACAAGGGCAACGCCACUUGAUUGAAAAUGUUUUUUAAGCGGAUACAUUUAUCACAGCCCAGCACAAAGAGCUUAGCGCUCAGACGUACAGUAGGCUCCAGUGUGUAUGUGCGUAUGUGUGUUUGUCAGUGUGGCGCAGAACAGGAGCUGCAGUGGGACAAGAACAGUGACUACAGAAGCACAUUCCCCUAACCUCCACGCGGGCUCCUCGAGCAGAACGCAGCUGAACCACUGCGCGUCUCAACACCUCACCUGAGCUUCUGAGGCUCAAUCGAUUUCCAUUCAUCAGGAGAGGGAAUAGAUGACAUCAUCACAUGAACGAUGCGGGACAUCAGGCAAAGGUUUCACAGUGUAGCAGAGGCUUAACAAGUAGAUAAUAGCAUACUUCGUUACUGUUCCUUUUCUAUAGGCUAGUCAUGAUUAUUGGAAAAUAACUUCAUGGAAUAUUGAUUAUGAUGUGGACUUCGUGCUGGAUAUUCUUCCACAAUCACAGAAGUUUGGGCAGUGGUUUUGAGGGCUACCCAUGAUGUGUAUUACUCUGCGGCUUCCAUUUUGAACAUCCAAUGUUAUUAGUACGAAUUCCUCACCCACCAGAAAACACACACACACACACACACACACACACACACACACACACACACACACACACACACAUUCUUCAACAUAUUCUUCAACGGAUGUUCUUGGGCGCGCGUUCACGCAUGUGGCUUUGUGUUGGAGUGUGUAAAAGCACGAGACUGCCAAGCAUCUGUGUGCGCGCGGGGGAGUGGCGCGCAUGCAUGCAACGAGAUGAGAACGCGCACGAAUCCGCGGGCACACUUUUGUUGGGAGGAAUUAUUCCACAAACUCUACAUAUUAGAAUGGGUACGUUUGAUAAUAGCGCGAGACAGGCCCGCGUGUUGACAUGAUUUGUGAUGUGACAGGCAGCGGUGGGAUGCGACGCGCGAGGUGAGCGCGCGGUGCGCACACUGUCACAGGCCAACAGCUUCUGAAAUAUACUACUUAAGAUCUACGGGGCAGUGGGACAAACUGACCAUAAAUGUGUAAAUAAAGCAGCCCUACCCCGAGCGCGAGGCGUUCCCCUCAGACUCUUUCGAUCAAUCACACAGACACUGGCUUCUUUUGAUUAAACCCCAAAUUGUCAUUGGACGGGGCUAAUCAUGUGACAAGCAGUACGGUCCAAUUUCAACCUUGUCUCCAUGAAAGCAAUAGUUUCAUGGCAUCGCGGUCCCCAUACGGCCGUAAUCAGUAAAAUAGUUUUAAAAAAAACGGCCACGAUAUUUCAUUAUUUUUUUCUGGGCCACAGAUUUACGAACGCUGAAUUUGUCGAACGUGGUGGAGAUGAAUUGCGAAUUCGAGCGAGAGACGGGUUUUAUCAAUAGUCAGCCGUCGCUCGCCGAGUGCCUGACGUCUUUUCCCCCUGUCGGUGAUGCAUUUCAAAGUUCAUCAAUCAAGAAUUCGACGCUUUCCCACUCGACACUGAUUCCUCCUCCAUUCGAGCAGACCAUCCCAAGUCUAAACCCGGGCAGUCACCCCCGCCACAGCCGGCCCAAGCAGAGCCUGGUCGGUACCUGUCCACUGCCCGCCGCCUCACUACCCCCCGAGUACCCCUGGAUGAAGGAGAAGAAAGCCUCCAAGAAGAACCAGGCAACUUCCACGGCGACAGCACACGACACGGGAGCCAUUUAUUUUUCUCCUCAAGGAUCGCCCGAGCUCUCGGACGGCGGCAGCGGGACGACCCGGCGGCUGAGGACCGCGUACACGAACACUCAGCUCCUGGAACUGGAGAAGGAGUUCCACUUCAACAAGUACCUUUGCAGACCCCGGCGCGUGGAGAUCGCCGCGCUGCUGGACCUGACUGAGCGGCAGGUGAAAGUCUGGUUUCAGAACCGGCGGAUGAAACAUAAGCGGCAGACCCAGUGCAAGGAGAACCAUCACGGCGAGGGGAAAUGUAAGGGCCAGGAGGACAGCGAUCAGGGCGACGGAAAGUCAUUCUAUGAGCAGGCGGGGAACAAUGUGAGCGGAGCUCUUUUGGAGAGAGAGACAUACCAGUUCCAGCAGAAUACCAUAACUUCACAACAGUCACAGAGCGGGCACAAUGGCGAGAUCCAGAGCGCUACUGUUCCUGCUCUAAGCAGUAAUGAGAAAAAUCCGAAACAUUUCCCCAGCCCGUCACCCCCCGGCUCGGCCCUCGCCGCAACAAUGGCGGUGGACUGCGCAGCUGGUCGGGACAAUGGCGCUUCCCCGGCCCUGGACAUUUCUUUGCAGGACUUUCACGUUUUCACCUCGGAGUCCUGCCUCCAUCUCUCGGAUUCCGUGUCCCCAGGUCUGUCAGAUUCGGUUGAUAGCCCAGUAGGCAUCUCAUCUGAGGGAUUUGAUUUCUUCUCAGAGACGCUCACUACCAUCGAUCUGCACCACUUGAGCUACUGACCGAACACUCAGCACAAGUUAAGUCCAGAACUGUGUCCACUCCUCUCUAAAAUCAGUGUCCCACACUUUCGGCGCGAUUCCCUCUUUAAUCAUGAUGUAAUUGAUUAGUCCAUUAACCUAAAGAGGUAAGUUUGCUAAUAACGGAAUUAAGAAUUCUAUGUUUACAAGUUCGGCAAUGCAGGAAACAAAUAAAUAUUUUCUCAUUUUAUUUUUGUAUCCCUUUCAGGUAACUUCAUAUUUUCUUAGAAUAAAUUUGUACUUGUAACUAUA
Messenger RNA from Alosa sapidissima (American shad), 2886 nucleotides. It is a transcript of the gene hoxa2b, whose product is annotated as homeobox A2b. NCBI's taxonomy places the organism in Eukaryota, Metazoa, Chordata, Actinopteri, Clupeiformes, Clupeidae. The record is from RefSeq and is a predicted model, not a curated record. The transcript is spliced from 2 exons. The coding region runs from base 1528 to 2616 and encodes 362 amino acids. Gene Ontology annotation, biological process: regulation of DNA-templated transcription. Gene Ontology annotation, molecular function: DNA-binding transcription factor activity, RNA polymerase II-specific; DNA binding.